Messenger RNA from Saprolegnia parasitica CBS 223.65, 963 nucleotides. RefSeq lists its product as hypothetical. NCBI's taxonomy places the organism in Eukaryota, Oomycota, Saprolegniomycetes, Saprolegniales, Saprolegniaceae. The record is from RefSeq and is a predicted model, not a curated record. The transcript is spliced from 7 exons. The annotation marks the transcript as partial.
CAGCAAGUCCGCGAUCUCAAGGACGCCAAGGCGGCCACCGACCACGAGCUCCACGAGACGCGGGAAGAGCUCGCAAGCGCCCUCGAGCUGCACUCGCGCAUGCAAGCCGACAACCAGCGCCAACUCGACGACCUCCGGCACACACUGGACGCGCUCGAGAAUGAACGGACGACGGCGUCGGUCGAGGUGCGACGUCUCACGACGCGCACAACGCAACUCGAGGCCGAGAUCGACACCGUCACUGAAAAGAUGGGGGUGGAAACCCAGGAAAAGCAUGCGCUGGCCGCGUCGUUGGAAGCGCUUGCGAGCGUCAACGAAGAGGUGACGGCCGCCAAGGUCCAAGAAGCCACCGCGCAGUUGGCCAUGGAAAUCUCUGGCCUGCACGCCGAGCUCCACGUGCUCUCGGACGACAACGAACGGCUCCAAGCCGAGCUGCGCGUCGAGGUGCAGCGCAACAGCGUCGCGAGCGAAGUGAACGCGCUCAAGACGCAGAUCCUCGACAUGAAGCAAGAAACCAAGCAUCUGCAAUAUGAGCUCGCUGAGAAAACAGCUGAACUCGACCGCGCCGUGUCGGAGGCCGGCGAGUCGGCACUGCGUGUGGCCCUGAACGAACGGACCCUCGAGUGCUCUGCGCUGACCGCUCAUGUGGCAACCCUCAUGAAGGAGCUCGAGGACGCUAGUCGACCGCAAGCGGCCGUCGAUGCUCCGACAGAUGACCGCGUCGCGUGUCUCGAAGCCGAGUUGUCGAGCUGCCAGGCCGAGUUGCAGGCGCUUCAAGAAAAGCAUGUAAAUGCACUCAUGAAGGGCCGCGCAUUGUCGUCCAACUCGGACGACGAUUCGGACGACGACGACGGCGACACUACGGGCAGUCGGUCGUCGGUCGUGCAAGUCGACUCGAGCACCGACGUCACGGCCACGCACGAGCGGCGGUCUGCUCCUGCAAGCGACGACGAGCUCGCCGAG